This is a messenger RNA of Phalacrocorax carbo (great cormorant), 3243 nucleotides long. NCBI's taxonomy places the organism in Eukaryota, Metazoa, Chordata, Aves, Suliformes, Phalacrocoracidae. The record is from RefSeq and is a predicted model, not a curated record.
UGCCAUCCUCCCCUUCCGCCCAAGUGUUAUGGAGUGGCUGUGAGCGGCUCUGAUGACUGUGUUGGGAGUAGCUGAACUGGGAACAUGAAGGCUGCUCUUAGGGUACUUUUGCCGUGCCUGGUGCUGCUGCUCCUCUCUGCAUCAUUUCCGAGAAAAGCAAGCACAGGGGAGAGGAUUUCCCCUAUUAACCAGCCGGAGCUGAGCCUGCUGGAGGAGCUGGGACUUGAAGCGGACGAGAGAAAGAGAGAAAAAGCAAGUUUACAGGAAAGAGUGAGACCCAGCUCAGCGGCAAGCUCAAGGAUGACUGCUGCUGCUCGCCUCUUCUCAAAGCCUGGCCCAGGAGCAAAAUGCCUCCAGGGGAUGGCUGAGGAUGGGGGCAUCAGCUGGUCCAGCUCCAGCCUGCACCCGUGGCCGCUCGGGGAGCUGGAGGGGCCUGUGUGCAGGGUGAAAAUGGACCAGGACGGGCUGACCCUGAGGCACCUGGAAGUUGUGGGUGUUCUCACCCACUAUGAAAGCAGCUUCAUCAAGCUGUUGAGGCAAUGCACCAGCUGGGACGAAAGCUAUCUCGAGACCUUUGGGCUCUGCCCCGCCGGGGAGGGGGGUGCUGCUCUCCAUUCCCUGAAGCACAUCCAUGCGCACAUGGUGGAGCUGGGGCAGGACUGCUUCCUUGUGCUGCAUCUGGAGGAAGUGAAGUGGGAAGCCCAGGCGAAGCUGUCAUUCAAGCUGGUUUUCCAGGCAGAGGUUGGCCGGUUGCUGGGAGAGCUGCGGUUCACCUUGCUGCUCUUCUACCGGGGCAGCCGAGAGGGGCUGGGCGCUGAGCGCCGAGAAGAGCUGCUGGCCACUGGCAUGGGGCUGACGCGGGAACAGAGCCUCUGCCUCACCAGGGCCCAGUACCUGGUCCUGGGAGAUGCUGUAGCGUCUGUCACCCGCACCAGCAAGCAGCUCAGCUUCGAGGCUUCGCUGGCGAUCAGGCGUUGCAGAGAGGGAGGUGCCCCCUUGCCCCCCAUGGAGACCCAGCAGCUCCUUUUUGGCUCUGAUGACAAGUGCGUCACCAGGAUGACCCCCAUGCUGCUCCUCCUGGCCAAGUCACAGCAGGAGGAGGAGGUGGCUUUGGCUCCUUCUUCCUACCUCUCUGCCGACGGGGUGGUGGACAUGGCUCCAUACCCGCAGCUCAGCCCACCCCAGGCCGGGACUGAGGAGCUGCUGUCCCCCACUGCCCCGAGCCAAGCCAACGCUUCAUCCCCAGCGCCUGGCAGCAGCAGCCAGUUCCUGGGCAUCCUGACCCAGUUCAUCCGCCAGGUCCUGAGCCCUUCCAGCGAGCCGCCCACCCAGCCCAGCUCCCACCACUGGCUGGACUUCCAGGUGAUGGAGACCCUCCCUCACCAGCUGCUCAACCUGUCGGAGGAGGAAGCACUGGAGCGACUGGUGCAGUUGGAGGAGCCAUCGGUGCUGCUCUUCCCCCAGGACAGCAGAGCCAUGCUGGAGCAGCACUGGGGGGGCUGGCAGCCAGACGGGACUGUGCUGCAGCUGCUGAUGGGCAAGCUGCAGGUGGUGAUCCAGGAGCUGAAGGACAUCCUGGCUUUCCAAGCCAACACGGGGCUUUUCCAGCAUCUCCUGAGUUUCUGCUACUACCCGCCAGGGCCGGGCCAGGGUCAAGCUGGCAAGGAGCUGCCCAGCUCUGGGAAGCUGCACACGCUGCUGCUGCUGAAGGCAUUGCAGAUGGUGAGGGUGCAUUGGCAGGAGCGGAGGAAGGUGCUGCGGCAGAACCGCAGCACGCGGCCCCAGGCCCGCUGCUGCCUGCAGGAGCUGUCCAUCGACCUGCACGACCGCAAGUUCAUUGUCAUGCCCACUGUCUAUGCGGCCAACAACUGUGAGGGUCCCUGCAAGCUGCCCCUCUCCACUUGUGUCCCCAACUACUACUUGCACAUGGUGCUGCUGCUGGGCAUGCAGGAGCAGGGCUCCCCCCUCCAGCGGGCUCCCUGCUGCGUGCCCGUCUGCUACUUGGACCAGCUCAUCAUCAGCCUCUCCACGGAGGGGCUGGAGGUCCGCAAGUUCCCCAGUAUGGUGGCAGAGGAGUGCAGCUGUUGGUAGAGGCUCCCGCCCACCCUCAUCCUGCUCCCCCCUUGCCCAGUUUGCCCUUGCAGCUUGGGAGCUGGUGCUUCUCUCCAAGGUGGGAGCUCCCCAGGUGUCCUUUCCCCAUGGUUUGGCUCGUUAGCAUUGCUCUGGUUCUGGGUUUGUCUGUACCUGUGCCGGUCCCUGGGGGCUGCUCUGCAGCCUGGUGUUACCCCGCAGCUGUGCCCGAUGCCAGGAGUGCCCGAGGUCCCCGUGUGGCCAUGCUGCAGCAGGGCUCUGACCCUGUGGCAAGGUUUGGACUGGAUACUGGUGCUGUGGAGCCAUCAUGGGAUGGCGAGGCUUGGCAGAUCUGGCCAGGACCAUGCUUAUUUUACCCUUGCCUUCUGUUCCUGUAGUGGCUGGGCAGGGCAGUUGUUGCUUCCUCCAAGCCCCACUCCCCCAGCCCACGGCCCCCUGAGCUCACUAAACCCCCAUCAGCCACACAGCUCCACCUGCAAAAGCAGAACAAGAGGCAAAAUCCCCAGCCUUUAUCUGGGGACCUGCCCCCAUGUGAGCCAGGGCCAUGGAGGGGCACUGGCAGUGGCUUGGAGCUCGCUGCCGGGUCAUGUCUGCCUCGCCCUGUGCUGACCCUGCUCCCGGGAUGCUGCCAGAGCCAUAGAGGGAUGAGGGGAGGGAGGAAGAGAGGGCUGAGAUGGGAGCGAUCCUGUUACACCUCCUGGGCUGCUCACACCAUUAAUAGGAGCGGGUACGAAUGGCUGCCAAAGCACCUGCUCCGCAUCCCCGCCAGCUUCAGCAUGGAGAGCCUGGCUGCCCCCAGAUCAUCUUCCCAGCUAAGCCCAGCCCUCUGUGAGACCUGCCAGGGCUGCCACAGGGUCCAAGCCCCAGGAAAGCAGCUGCUGGGCUCGUCCUGGCUGCAGCCCCCAGCACUUAGACCAGCCCUUGGGCUUUGCAGCGUCCCCAUGGGGCUGCAGGGGCACGGGCGGAGGCUGGCACACACUGGCCCCGGCCCCCAGCCCAUGUGGGGACCCGGGUUAGCCAUGAGCCCCUGUGCACCAGUGGUGGGGGGCACAGAGAACACCCAAACAUAACCAGGGAUGACAGGUUGGGUUUUUUUUAAACAUUCAAUUUAAUACCCAAUUAAAAAUGACAAUAGUUUAUUUUAACCUCUAU